Messenger RNA from Photinus pyralis (common eastern firefly), 1593 nucleotides. RefSeq lists its product as uncharacterized. The transcript has 2 exons. Lineage: Eukaryota; Metazoa; Arthropoda; Insecta; Coleoptera; Lampyridae. The coding region runs from base 284 to 1429 and encodes 381 amino acids. The record is from RefSeq and is a predicted model, not a curated record.
CAUGCGUAAUGCGAUGUGUUGACUGUUGCAACAUAAACAAAUAUGUAAACAAAAAUGUUUGUUUGUUUUUCGUGUGGGGUAUUACAGGUCUGAUAAGGCGUAAUGAAAUAAUGCGAUAGCAUAUUGUGGUGCAAGAAACUUGUCGGCUUUACUCGCAUGAGUCAUAUAUCCACUUAAAAGCAAUGGCAAUCAAUUGUUAUGAUUGUUGCAUGUUUUUAGGUUAGUUGUUGGUUCAAAGGCAGCAGUAAACAAGGCGCUACACUCGUGCAGUUUAGCUUGUAAAAUGAACACUAGUUACGAUGAAGAAAAUUAUGCCUACAGAGUACAUGCGGGAUACAAUUCAGACAAUUACAGUAGCGACGACCAAAGUGACUUUGACGAAGUUUACGAAAAGAACAAACCUCCACCUGUUCUAAUAGACCACAGUAUCUAUCAUGUUAUAAAAAUAGAGGCCUUUCAAGAGGUUGUAUCGAAAAAGAAUUCUCGAUAUGGCCUUUACAAAAAUAGUCUUUCCGCUGUAGAAAAACCUGGGGUGCCACUUCAAAUUCAACAGGGGGAAGAUAAUGUCGAUGAUAUAAGCAGAAAAAAAAAUGUGAUUCAAAAAUUGGGAAAUGAGCAAAGUUUUCUGGUCCAUUCCCUUGAUAACAGUGAGUAUAGAGAAUCAGAAAAGGCGUCCAUGAAAACUGUAAACGAGUCAGAUAAGCAAAAAAAUAACCAGACACAAACCAAAGCCAGAGCAAACAAUGAAGCUAUAUUAUUGAAGCAUGAGAAAAAAUUCCCCCAAGACCAGUGGAAUCAAUUGCGUGUCAGCAGCAGUCUGCUAAAUAACCAAAAAACGAAUAGUAUAAUUGACAACCAACAAACAUCUGAAGCAAAACCUGUGAAUAAUUUAGUAAGAAAUAACCUAUGCAUUAGAACACAUAGUAAACAAAACACAAAGGUAAAGAAUACAAUCAAUGUUAAUUCAAAACGUGACGAGAGCAUAACAGAUAAUAUACCAAGUGAAAGCGAUAGAAAACCUUUUCUUUCCUGGAUUGCUGAUUUUUAUCAGACAAAAAAUCUAAAUAGAACCAUCAUUCAGCACAAUAAUACACAACACAUAGUUGAUGACAUCUCGGAUAAAGCAAAGGAAACAAAUUUUAGCACACAUGCUUUUUUGCCAAAAAGUAUAAAUAGCAGUCAACAUCAGGUACAUUACGUUAAUCCUAGAUUGGAAGCGCCUGUUAAUAACGCAUGGAAACUACGUUUUUGUGCUAACACCCGCAUAUCUAGAAGAAUUAAUAUAUGCAAAUCUCAAAGAAAUAAGUAUGCAAUUAAACGUAUUAUCCAGGAGGAGUAUGAGAUAAAACGAACCAUGGCUGUGGUUCUUUUAGGGGUAUCACUGCUUUCUUUAUUUCUAAUUCUUUGUAAUUAUUUAAAAUGUCUUUGAGCUAGCAUUUCUUUUUCAAGAUCAUAGUUUAAUUAUGGUGUAAUAUAAAAUAGUGUUGUACUUAGACACUUUGUAUAUCACAAUAUGGAAUGAAUGUUUUUGUAUAAAUUGUGCAGCAUUAUUUUUUGUUAAAAUACCAAAUAAAGUUGAAAGAUUUUUGUAAA